Messenger RNA from Paramormyrops kingsleyae, 3962 nucleotides. Lineage: Eukaryota; Metazoa; Chordata; Actinopteri; Osteoglossiformes; Mormyridae. The record is from RefSeq and is a predicted model, not a curated record.
GGAACAGGGCAGAUAAGCUGGCCGAGAGCGUCUAGAGCGAACGCGUUUCGGGAAGGGAAAAAAAAAAAAACAACAACAACAACAACACGCCGAGGCAGAGACACACCACAGACACAGACGGUCCGAUCGUCUCACGGUCCCUCUGCAAGGACUUGCUGCUCCUCGGCGAACUGCGUGAGCAUACUCCGCAUUCGCUUCCGAAAGCGGAGAUUUUUUUUUUUGUCAGAGGAAGGGGUGAAUAUUUCUCGAGUGAGCCUGGCGGUUCUGAUGACCUCUGGAUUUGCGGCACUAAGCUUUCCCCUCAGGACGAAGUUCGCACAGUUGCACUGGUGCUGGGAGCCCCCCCAAGCCGGCCACAGCGUACCUGGACGCGUGCUUCGGCUUCCGGGCACCCGGCGUGAAGCUCCCCUCCUGCCCAGUGACACGUUCGCUCCCUGUCGCCACUGAGACGCCGUUUGAUUUCCUCCUGGUGACACUCUGCCGGUCGCUGCCUUGCCCUACUUUUUGCCGGAUGGAAAUAAAUGGAAAAGCAAGUUGAGGAUUAAGCCUGCGGGUUCCCGUCAAACGCUCUUGGUAUUUUUAGGGUUUCGCGAGAAUCGUCUGCUAUGCUGUAACGUGCGAACUGGCUAAGAGGAUGGUGAUGUCUGUGCCGUGAGCUCAGACGCGGCUUGAGAAUGAAACCAGCCCCCUGUUUUUAGGAGUCUGUAGCUGAAAUGCUUUUUAAAUGAGGUGAGCGGUAAUUUCCGGCACUUUCUGCGAGGCGGCCGCCCGGUCGGUUUUUCUCCAUCAUACAGGCGUUAUGCGAAAAGCGAAAAUGUCUUGGUGAAGUCAAGACGAGAGUCAUUUGGCACACUGUGCUUCUCCCAAACCCCCGUCCGAAGAGGAGCUGGGACCCUCCUGUAUAAGGCAGGACCUGUCUGUCUUGCCGCCCGUCCCCACCCCCCCUCCCCCCCCCGUCCUGGGGGUUCCAGUGCCCCUCGAGACUGAGGCACGUCUGAGUGCUGCUGGAGCUCCCCCUGGGAGCAGCUCGCCCAAUAAGGCCCCCCCAUAACCACGACAACCCCCAGACUCGUCACACGUGCCCAGGCCAGACCAUCCUCACUUCUGCUACCCCCACCCCCAAACACCACCCACUAAAGGCUCCAUCCUGGAAGGACAGAGACCACCUGCUGUGGGGACCGUGCUGUCCUGUGGCCUGCUUGGAGAGGCGAACCUUGCCGUGCCGCGGGGAAGGCUGGCCGGCCGAGGGAGCCGCUCGACUUCGGGGCCCGCCACUCCGGACCCCGGCCAUGAGGUUUGAUGCCUCGAUCCUUUGACUGGAGACACUGGACCUAAAUGGCGCAGCAUGACUUUGUCCCAGCCUGGCUUAACUUCUCCACGCCUCAGCCCACCAAGUCCCCUGCAGCUGGUUUUGAGAGGCCCGGAGAGCACCUCCCCCGUGGCUCAGGCCGACCCGGCGUGAGCAGGAGGCGCCACAACUCAUCUGAUGGCUUCUUCAACAACGGGCCGCUCCGAGCCCCGACAGGCGAAGCAUGGCAGCAGCCAUCGCUGCUGCGGCACGAUUCGGUGGACUCGGGCGUGUCCAAGGGGAGUCAGAGCGGGCUGGCAGGCGGGGGCCCUGGCUGGAAGGAGACUCCCAGCUGGCACUCGGCACCGCGUGCAGGCGAGGCGCCACACCCCCACCCCCACCCCCACCACCGUCAGAAGCGGGGGGAGCGGGAGCGGGAGCGCCAGGGCCAUCGGCAGCGUGGUGGUACUGUCCACCCGAGGAAGGCUGCCCCCUUCCAGGACAAGUUCUCCGGAGAGGAGCGCAGGGAUGGCAAGGAGGAGAAGCUGAAAUUUGUGGACGAAGAUUUUCCCUCUCUUAACUCAGAAGCUAGCGGAAAGCCUGCAGGUCAGACGCGAGUCUUGGCACCCCCUGCUGGAGUGUGGGAAAACCCCCCCAGCACCAAGCAACCCGUCUCCAAGAUGCUCGUCAUUAAGAAAGUCUCUAAGGAGGACUCGGGUGCUGUGUUCUCCGCUGGCUUCGCCAGCACCGGUUUCCUGCCCACCAAUGGCAACAAAGUCCCCAUCUCCGGCCCGAGCAUUUACAAAAACCUGGUGCCCAAGUCCACUGCCGCCACAAAGGCUGGGGCUGUGCAGACAGGCCCUUGGAAAGCCAAUGGAAGGGAGGCUAAACCAGCCCUGCACCUCUCCGGCCAAGACUCCGCCUUUGUCAGCCCUGUCUCUGCACCCAAACCCCAGGCCUCCGUCAGCACCCCUUCCCAAGCUGUCCCCAGGGAGCUCCCCUCCAGCACCACCCCGCCCAUUGACAUCACGCCACCGCGGCUCAAACUGAUGCGGCGCGGCCCUGACCGCAAGAGUGACUUCCUGAGGGCCCUGAAGGACGAGCGCAAUGGCGAGCGGAGUUCCAGUGGCAGUCCUGGGACCUUGGGAGAGGGCGAGGGCAGCACUCCGGACGCCAAGGGGUACGGCGAAGGCGUCUGCCACAAAAAUGGCAUCGCCCAUUCCCUCAGCGACUCGGACAACGAGCCCCAGUUCCUCUCCAGCUCCCUCGAGGCUGAGCACAGGUUGCUGAAGGCGAUGGGUUGGCAGGAACAUCCGGAGAAUGACGAGAGCUUCCAACCCCUGACAGAAGACGAGCUGAAGGAAUUUCAGACGAAAACUGAACAGCUGAAGAAGAACAGCUUUGGGAGGAAUGGCCUGCUUCUGAAGACAAGGGGCGUCACCCUGCAGUACGCCCCCUGGAGGCACACCGUGGACCUGGAUGUGGACGAGAGCUCCGAAACAAGCAGUAGCCAGACCUCGGACGACGAGAAUACCUAAGAGAUUCCUCUCUCUCUUUCCGAAGUUUUUUUUUUUUCUUUUCUUGCACAAGGGAAACAAUCAUAUCCCAUCGAAGAAGGAAAUGUCAGCUUCUGUAGCAGUUUUUCUUCCGGCUCCCUGUCGUCUCCAUCUCCCUGCUUUAUGGGACUGUGUUUGGCAGAAGGAAGGGUGAUGCACAUGAGAUUUUGCUUUAAAUGAAAAAACGGAGAGGGAAAAAAAAGACUAACUUAUAAUGAUGAAGAGAUUAACAAUAAAAAGGUUGAGUUCCUAAUGAAGUGAUACACCUUCGGGCAGAACUGGCUGUGAGGGGCUUGGGGGGGGGGGUGUGCGUGUGACAAGGACAUGGAAAGCCUAGAACAAUCCGUGUAAUAAAUGAGUAAAUGAGUGAAGCCAGUUUUGUCUGGAACCAUGAUCAGCUCCACUUCAAAUAAAGUGCUGUUUGUCAGGGUAGAUUUGUGCACUAGUCACUAAAGCACUAGUCAGUGAUUUACCAUGAUCAGGUCUUACCUGUAUUCCUACCACUAUCAAAGCAUGUGGGGUCUCCUCUCUCUACCCCUUAUUUGGACACCUUUGUUUCCAAAAUCAGUCAUACCCCUCUGCCUCAUUCUUGAAAAUUUUUCAUAAUCAGCCUGGUGAAUAUUGCAAAAAUAGUGAUGGUGCCAUUGUUGACGGCCAGGCUCACACCGUCUUCUACACAGAUACUGCUUCAGUGACCAAUAUUUGUGUAACUCCAUGGCAUGUAAGAGGAUGGUUUUAUUUUGACUCAAAACAGGCAGUAAAUGAUAGCUGGUGUACAAAUUACUAAAAAAUUAUGAAAUUCCUUCUAAUUAAUCUCAUUAGUGAAAUGGUAAAUUUUCUUUGUCCAGUUUGAAUUGCAGACGGAGAUUUUGGGCAGCUUUUAAAGGUAAUAAGCUGUAAGCGUCCCUGAUGGUGUUAAAAUACUUCCUUGAGUUUGUGCACCUGAUCCUACAGUUCAAAAAGUGACAUCAGUGUCCAUGAUUGUACUCUAAACCCAAGUGCCUGUUGCUAAAAGUUUGUAUACAUCCCAAAAUGGAUAAUGUACAGCUGGUAAGAAUUUCCAUAUAUAUUUUUCCAGGUUUCUGCCCUGACAUUUUAAAAUGAGCUUUUAAAAUCUG